Messenger RNA from Daucus carota subsp. sativus, 4372 nucleotides. RefSeq names its product pleiotropic drug resistance protein 3. NCBI's taxonomy places the organism in Eukaryota, Viridiplantae, Streptophyta, Magnoliopsida, Apiales, Apiaceae. Gene Ontology annotation, cellular component: membrane. The transcript is spliced from 24 exons. Bases 1 to 4317 code for a protein of 1438 amino acids. The record is from RefSeq and is a predicted model, not a curated record. Gene Ontology annotation, molecular function: ABC-type transporter activity; ATP binding; ATP hydrolysis activity.
AUGACAGAAGGAACAGAGCUUGAUGAGAUUACCAGGUUUAAAGAGCGCAGUGAAGAUGACGAUGUAGAUGAGUUGCAAUGGGCUGCUGUGGAGAAACUGCAGAAACAAACACAUACAACACUGAAUUUAAUCCAUGAUCGUACUCAACACUCUGUCGAUGGAAGUAAAGAAUCAGCACAAGGUAAGAAAGGCGAGAUUCAUCACCUGGCCAUGCUUAAAUCUGCUCAAGAAAGGCGUGCAUUCAUCGACAAACUUCUCAAGAAAAUCGAGGAAGAUAACUACAAGUUGUUGCUGAAACAGAGGGAAAGAAUGGACAGAGUGGGUGUAGAGAUACCUACAGUAGAAAUUAGGUAUAAGAACUUAAGUGUAGAAGCAGAAUAUGAGGCUAAUCAACAGAAUCCUCUGCCUACACUAUGGAACACCUUCAAACAGGUUUUCAGCAGGAUAAGGAAAAAUAUAGGCAUCAAAUCUCAUGCAAUGAAGAUGUAUAUUCUACAAGAUUUGAGUGGAAUCAUCAGGCCUUCAAAGAUGACGCUGUUACUUGGGCCUCCUGGAUGUGGAAAAACCACUUUGCUGCUGGCACUUGCUGGAAAACUUGACAAAAGUCUCAAGGUCACUGCAGACAUAUCUUACAACGGGUACAAGUUUAAUGAGUUCGACUCUCAUAAAACGUCAGCUUAUAUAAGCCAAUAUGACCGGCAUAUUUCUGAAUUGACAGUAAGGGAAACCCUUGAUUUUGCAGCAAGAUGUCAGGGUGUUGGAGAUAGAGCAGAACGUAUGGCGGAGGUCACUAGAAGAGAGAAACAAGCUGGAAUUGUCCCAGAGCCUGACAUCGACACCUAUAUGAAGGCAACUUCCAUCAAAGGCUUAUCAAGGAACCUUCAGACUGACUACAUAUUGAAGAUACUUGGACUGGACAUUUGUGCUGAUACAAUUGUCGGAGAUGCAAUGCGAAGAGGAAUAUCAGGAGGUCAAAAGAAAAGGCUGACAACAGGGGAGAUGAUAAGUGGUCCAUCUAGAGUUCUGCUCAUGGAUGAAAUAUCAAAUGGCUUAGAUAGUUCAACCACCUUUCAGAUUGUUACUUGUCUUCAGCAAUUGGCAUACUUUGCAGGAUACACUAUUGUGGUGUCACUACUACAGCCAGCCCCAGAAACAUUUUGUCUCUUUGACGACAUAGUUUUGAUAGCUGAAGGAAAGACAGUAUACCAUGGGCCUAGAAAUAGUGUUUUAGACUUCUUUGAGGAGUGUGGGUUCAGAUGCCCUCCAAGGAAAGGCAUAGCUGACUUCCUUCAAGAAGUAGUUUCUGAGAAAGACCAAGCGCAGUACUGGCUCUACGAGGACAAACCUGCGACUUACAUUCCUCCAGAAGAGUUUGCUAGACAAUUUAAGAGAUUCCAUAUAGGAAAGAAGUUGGAUGAUGACCUAUCCCAGCCUAUCCAUAAAGCUGCGCCUGGUGAUAGUGCUUUGUCAUUUACCAAAGUCAGCUCCCCAAGGAAUUGGCAGAUAUUUAAGGCAUGCAUAGCUAGAGAAUGGCUACUUAUGAAGCGUAACUCAUUUCUUUAUGCAUUCAAAGCUGCACAGCUUAUGGUUGCAGCAUUCAUAACAAUGACAGUAUUUUUGCGCACACAGACAAAGAUUGAUGAUGCCGGUGCAAAUUACUUCCUCUCUUCCCUAUUUUAUUCUCUAAUCAGAAUGACCACCCAAGCUCUUCCAGAGCUGCCUAUGACUGUUUCUAGACUUUCCAUCUUCUACAAGCAAAGGGAUUCCUACUUUUACCCUGCAUGGGCUUAUUCCAUUCCAGCAGCCAUUCUAAAAGUUCCAUUUUCACUUCUAGAUGCUUUUAUUUGGUGUGCACUUACCUACUAUGUCAUAGGCUACAGUCCUGAACCAGAAAGGUUUUUCCGACAGUUAUUACUGAUGUUUAUACUAAAUCAAGUAUCAGUAGCAGCAUUCCGUCUGAUAGCUUCCAUUUAUCCCGAUCAAUCGCUUGCUACCUUCUUUGGUCUUUUCUACUUAAUAGCAAGUUUUUUAUUCUGCGGCUUCAUAGUGCCACGAUCCUCUUUACCGAAGUGGUUGGAGUGGGGCUUUUGGUUAUCUCCAUUAACUUAUGCAGAGCUUGGUAUUUCAGUGAAUGAAUUCCUAGCCCCAAGGUGGCAAAAGGUUUCAUAUUCAAAUGCUACGAUAGGGAAGCAACUCCUAAGAAACCAUGGACUAAACUACAGUGGAAGCAUAUAUUGGAACUCAGUUAUUGCACUCGUAGCAUUUGGGAUUUUCCUUAUAUCUGGAUUCACCUGUAUAUUGAGCUUUUCAAAAGCUCCCAGAAGAUCGAGGAGUGCUGUUCAACAUAAAAAUAUUUCUGGAAUAAGAUUGAAAACUAAAGGGGAUAAAGUACCUGAAGAAGAUAGAGGUUCUGUCACUGAUUCUAUCAAAGCUCCUGAAGGAGAGAAACAAAUGGUGAUGGCCUUACCUUUCAAGCCCAUGGCAGUGACAUUUGAGAACGUGCAAUAUUAUGUUGAUACCCCAAAGAAAAUGAGAGCGAAAGGUUUCGCAGAAAAAAAGCUGCAGCUCCUUCAAGACAUUACAGGAUCAUUUAGGCCUGGAAUUCUUACAGCUUUAAUGGGUGUUACUGGAGCUGGAAAAACGACCCUUUUAGAUGUUCUUUCUGGACGUAAAAGUAGUGGCAUCACUGAAGGAGACAUAAGGAUUGGAGGGUACCCAAAAAUCCAGAGUACUUAUGCAAGAAUAUCUGAUUACAGUACAAAUAUAUAUAUACACAUAUAUGCAACGUAUAUGACCAUCAUCUUCACUCAAAUCAUAAUAAUGGACCUCUUACCACCAUUACCAGACGUUUCCAUGACUUGCCACCAUUGUCUAUCAUCAUUAAUAGAGUUUGUCACUGAGGUUCUUCAAAUGAUUGAACUCGAAGAUAUUCAAGAUUCAAUAGUUGGGAUUCCUGGUGUAAGUGGGAUAUCAUUUGAACAGAGAAAACGAUUGACCAUAGCAGUAGAGCUUGUUUCAAAUCCAUCCAUAUUAUUCAUGGAUGAGCCAACUUCUGGACUAGAUGCAAGAGCAGCAGCAAUUGUCAUGCGAGUAGUAAAGAACAUUGUUAGAACCAAGAGGACGGUCGUGUGUACCAUUCAUCAACCAAGCAUAGACAUAUUUGAGGCAUUUGAUGAGCUAAUUCUAAUGAAGAGAGGAGGACAGAUAAUAUAUUCUGGAGAACUCGGUCAGCAUUCGAGUAAAUUAAUUGAAUAUUUUGAGAACAUUCCUGGAGUACCAAAAAUUCAGGAGAACUACAACCCUGCUACCUGGAUGCUUGAGGUUUCGAGUUUAACUGCAGAAGCACGACAUGAAAUCGACUUAAGCAAACUCUAUAAAGAAUCUUCCCUAUGUUGGAAAACCAAGGUACGGGCCAGAGAAUUGCACUCUCCAGGACGAGGUUCAGAAGAACUACAAUUUCCAACCCGUUUUAUGCAAAACGAAUGGGAACAGUUUAAAGCAUGCUUGUGGAAGCAGAACUUGUCCUAUUGGAGGAGUCCUAAAUAUAAUUUGGCACGUCUAACAUUCGUCACUGUGGCAUCUUUUCUACUAGGAGCUAUUCUAUGGGGAAAAGGAAAAGAAAUAAAUGACGAACAGGACUUGUACAAUAUAGUAGGAUCAUUGUUCAUCUUCCAACAGUUUCUGGGGAUAGGUAACUGCAAUUCUAUUCUAUCACUUAUAGCUACUGAGCGCAGCGUUGUAUACAGAGAAAGGUUUGCAGGAAUGUACUCUUCAUGGACUUAUUCAUUAGCACAGGUCAUUGUUGAAAUUCCAUACAUAUUUCUUCAAUCAUGUAUCUUCAUUAUAAUCACAUAUCCAGCAAUAGGCUUCUACUGGUCUGUCGCUAAAGGAUUUUGGUAUCUCUACACCAUGUUCUGUACAAUGCUCUAUUACACUUACAUUGGAAUGAUGUUUGUUUCUAUGACCCGAUCUUUCCAAGUGGCAUCUGUUACCUCAAGCUUCUUUAAUACCAUGACCGCACUUCUCUCAGGAUUUCUAAUUCCUGAACCUCAAAUGCCUAAGUGGUGGGUUUGGUGUUACUGGAUUUUGCCAACAUCCUGGUCCUUGAGAAGCUUUAUCACAACACAAUACGGAGAUGUAGACAAGGAAAUAGGAGUACUCGGGGAAAAAAAGGCAACCAAUGCCUUUUUAGAAAGUUAUUAUGGUUAUCGUAGCGGUGAUACAUGUCUUGUGGCGAUAGUUCUUGCUGCAUUUCCAUUUGCAUUUGCAUCACUGUUCAUAUACUUCUCUGCAAAACUCAACUUCCAGAGGAGAUAAGUAGAAGUGAAAACAUAAGACUGGAGUUGUAAUACAAAUUCAAGAUUAGCAUUUA